GAAUUAAAUAAAAUGCCAUACAGAAAAAAUGAAAUUAAGAGUUUAAGGUCGUAGCCUAUGUGUGCAUCUGCUUUUAUUGGCUACUUGUAGUUUACAUUAUUAAUAAUACGCUAUUCAUAUCCGCUAAUAUUACUUUCAUCUGAGGAUGCUUUUCCUUGCUCGGCACCCUCAAUCACCCUCGUAGAACCGGGCCUGCUCUCAUCCAAGGACCUGCAAGGAUUUUUUUCUCUGCUGUCUGUGUUGUAAUGGGAUAAAACCGCAUAACUGAUGAUGAUUGGCUGAUGAUCAGCGUUUGCCAACCAGAGGCAGUGGAGGGCGGGUUUUCACACACAAGCACUAACCCAGUCCCACAGAACACCAACGCCCGUCGCAUAGGAAUCAGAGAGGAAUGGCAAGAGCAAAAUGUUUAAAAGUAGAUUUCACAAACUGGAUAUAUAAGCACUACUAUCCAUCAAUAAAGUGAAACACAAGGAAUGUGGAUGUAACGUGCAAGUUCCUUAUGCUGCUGCGGGUAAAAAAACUACAACAUUUCCAAAGCGAAAGUGAAACUAUCCUCGCGCUCCGCUGUCAAACAAUAAUUGCGAAUAAUUACAUAUCCGUCUCUUACAGUGCAAUAUAAGGGUGUAUCCUGCCUUGAUGCCCGGUGACUCCUGAGAUAGGCGCAGGCUCCCCGUGACCCGAGGUAGUUCGGAUAAGCGGUAGAAAAUGGAAUGGAAUGGAAUGGAAUAUUGGGGGGAUCCAAGUUAUUUGACAUAUUUGAAUUUUUUUUCAAAGAAGGUAAUAAAGAAAUGGGAUCAGAAGAGUCAAAGCCUGCAGCACCAACAUAUAACCCAGAAUUUGAUAAACCAUGGAGGAACUUUAAGUGGAAUCAGAAAUCAGAACUGAAAAAGCAACUAGAGGAAUUCAGUCUGUGUAACCAAGAUGUGAAGCACAUCAAGAUUCUGGUUGCUGGACCAAUAGGAGCAGGAAAGUCCAGCUUCAUCAACUCUGUCAAUAACGUCUUUCAAGGACGAAUCACCUCUGAUGCGCCAGCUAAUUCAUCUUCUGGCCAUGGUAAAAGUUUCACUACUACACUUAAAGGACAUUACAUCAGUCGUGGAAAAAUCCCGUUAGUCUUUGUUGAUAUAAUGGGUUUAGAACCUGAUACAAUGGCCGGGUCACAACCAGAGGACAUCAUCAAGGCUGUAUAUGGCCAUGUGAAGGAUGGAUAUAAAUUUGAUGAGUCAAAGCCACUCUCUCAUGAGGAUCAACAGUAUGCCAGUGACCCCAGUCUCUCUGACCAGGCAUUCUGUCUGGUUUACGUCAUACCUGCUAAUACAGUUGACAUGACGGAUGACAAACUCAUUGACAAGUUGAAGAUCAUCCGUCACAGAAUCAGUGAAAAUGGGAUUCCUCAAGUGAUUGUUAUGACCAAAGUGGAUGAAGCAUGUCCACUGGUGAACAAAGAUCUAAAGAAGAUGUACUACAGCAAGAAGAUCAAAGAAAAGAUGCAGGUAUGCCAUGACAAACUGGGUGUGCCGAUGUGCAACAUCUUCCCAGUGAAGAACUAUCAUGAAGAGAUCGACACUGAUGAUGAUGUUGAUGUUCUGAUUCUGAAAGCUCUGGAUCAGAUCGUUCGGCUUGCUGAUGAUAGAUUGUUUAAUAGCAGUGAUACCCUGAAAAACUGACUCUACGAGUCAUUUCUCUACACAAAUGCAUAGUGUAAUGCAAUGUAAUGCAAAGUCGCUUUGGAAAAAAGCAUCUGUCAAAUGCAUAAAAAAAAUAUGUGUUAAAUAUCGACUACUGAUGAACUGCUGUAACUCAUGAAAUAUAUAUAUUUUUUAACUAUUUCUGAGUAAAUGUAAACAUAUGUUGGCAUAUUUUAUAAAUACAAAAAAAAAAAUAGCAACUGUUCAUUUUACUGUUCCCUGUAAAACUUGAUUCUGAUUGGUUACUUGCAACACUAUAACGUUUUUUAUUUUAAUUAAAAAAUUGCCGUAUGGACAGCGCUCCACAAUGUACUUGGGGCAACCUGUGAUGUAAUUCUGCUCUUGGUCCUAUCCUGCCCAGAUAGCAAAUUUUUGCGGCCCAAAUCCUGCCCACACCUUACUCGCCAAACCACCUAAUCUGUACAACCUUGAAUGAUGGCACUUGGGCGGUCCGCUCCUGUUUGCCAGAUUUGGGCCGCAGCCAUGCCAAAGCUAUGCCACAUGUCACACAUCA
This is a messenger RNA of Triplophysa dalaica, 2202 nucleotides long. Its product is annotated as interferon-induced protein 44-like. The transcript has 9 exons. The coding region runs from base 711 to 1667 and encodes 318 amino acids. Lineage: Eukaryota; Metazoa; Chordata; Actinopteri; Cypriniformes; Nemacheilidae. The record is from RefSeq and is a predicted model, not a curated record.